Messenger RNA from Condylostylus longicornis, 1425 nucleotides. RefSeq names its product alpha-2-macroglobulin receptor-associated protein. Bases 123 to 1253 code for a protein of 376 amino acids. The transcript has 6 exons. The record is from RefSeq and is a predicted model, not a curated record. NCBI's taxonomy places the organism in Eukaryota, Metazoa, Arthropoda, Insecta, Diptera, Dolichopodidae. Gene Ontology annotation, cellular component: endomembrane system; endoplasmic reticulum. Gene Ontology annotation, biological process: regulation of receptor-mediated endocytosis. Gene Ontology annotation, molecular function: receptor antagonist activity; heparin binding; low-density lipoprotein particle receptor binding.
GAAAUUAUUUAAAAAUUUCGUAGGUACGUGAGACAAAGCAUUUUGAACGACCCUAACAAAAUUACAUAGAUAAUUUUCAAAACUGUUUCAGGCAUUCAAUAGGUUUAUGAUUUUUUAUUAACAUGAACAAAAAUAUUAAAAAGGUUUCUGUUCUUAUCAUCUUUUUGAUAUUAGUUCAAGCAAGCACUUGUGAUAAAAAACAAAAAAAUAAAUACUCAAAGGAAUAUAACACGAAUAUUUUUGAUUCAGAAAAAUAUGACCCAGAAAUCAGAGAUCUCAAGAACCCAUUUAGAAUGGGGAAACUUAAUCUUGUUUGGGAAAAAGCAAAACAUAGAUUAACAGAACCAAAAUUAAAAUCAUUGUACACGGAACUUAAAAUUCAAGAUAAAGAAGAACUGGCAUGGAAAGAGCUUAACUCACAACACAAAGAUAAAGAUGGAAUAAAAGCUGCAGAAUUAAGACAUAAACUGAUUGGAAUUAUGAGUACAUAUGAUUUAUUAGAACAUUUUGAAGAUACUCAAGAUCCGGUCAAAACUAAACCUUAUAAAAAAUUCCAUGAUAAAAACGAUAAUAAUUAUAUGAACAAAUCCUUAUUUAAAGAUAAAAAAUUAAAUAGAUUAUGGGAAAAGGCUGAAAUAAGCGGAUUUUCCGCAGAAGAACUCAAAACACUAAAAGAAGAAUUUCAACAUCAUCAAGAUAAAAUCGAUCUAUACUAUAGUUUAUUAGAAGAAAUUGGAAGUGAAACUAGAAAAACCGAGCAACAUGAAAAUGCUGUCAACGAAGACGAACUAGAAAUAUUUAAUGAGAUUACUAAUUUAGAUAAUAAUGAAAUUCCCGGCGCUGAUAAACAUAAUGAUUAUUCGGGAAAUAUUAAUAAACUUCGUGAUACUCAUCGCGAAAUCAAGGAUCAUUAUGAACGUUUAGAACGUUUGACUGCAAGAGGUCCUAAUAGCCAAGAAUUUAUAGAACCAAAAGUUCAAGGGCUGUGGCGUGUGGCUAUGGCUUCCAACUUUACUGAAAAGGAAUUAGAUUCCAUAAAGCAUGAAUUACGUCAUUUUGAAUCUCGCCUCAUAAAAUUGAGACAUUUGCAUGCAGACUACGCAUUAACAAAAGAAAAACAUAAGAGAGAAAAAUCAAAUGAUAAACAUGAUAAAUUUCAAGAAAUGAAUGAUCACAUUAAGAAACAAACUAGAAAAGUAGAAAAACUUCAAGAUGAUUUAGAAAAAAUGAUUUUUAAGCACACUGAACUAUAAAAGAAGUCGCACAAACUUAUUUCAUAAGUUUCUAAUAUUUUAAAAGAAUUGCCAAAUUAAUUAUACAUAAUUGAAAAUGUGAAUAUUAUAACUUUGAUUUGUUUUAUUUGCAAAAAAUUGUAUUAUAAUUAUUUUUUAUAUAAAUGAAAUAAAAAAUUGUAAAAAUUAUGUU